Messenger RNA from Kuraishia capsulata CBS 1993, 1425 nucleotides. RefSeq lists its product as uncharacterized. The record is from RefSeq and is a predicted model, not a curated record. Lineage: Eukaryota; Fungi; Ascomycota; Pichiomycetes; Pichiales; Pichiaceae. The transcript has 3 exons. Gene Ontology annotation, molecular function: protein binding. The coding region runs from base 1 to 1425 and encodes 474 amino acids.
AUGACCGUUGACUCUCUUCCAGUAGACGCUGAGCCGUUCGGAUUGACCUCAAGCAAAUAUCAUCAGAACUCCAGUUUUCUGCAUCCGGGAUCCAAGUAUCAUGAUGUGAAGAUUUCCGUUAAUCACUGGCAGCUCCGCGACCUUGUCUGCAAAAAUUCUCUGGUGCAAGACCAGGUUUUUUACCCCACAAGCGAAGACAUCAACGCGCUCGAUCUCGAAACGGGCCACACACAGAGGCAUGGUUCGUUUGAGUUUGCGCCACGGUGUAUUAAGGAACUGGAUGGGAUAUUUGUUGCCGGUGGAGUUCAAAACUCGGGCGGUCCGAUGGGAACGUCUCGCGGCCAGUUCGGAAUCAUGGUGUCGGAGACAGGGGUUACGCAGAAUCUCGGUGUCGGCAGUUUGAUCAACAAUUGUGUUUCAAUCGACAAACAGUCCAAUGCGAAGUACGUUUCGCUCAUAUGCAACAAUGACCAGUAUCUAUAUUGGGCCGAUAUCACGCCUUCUGGUGCUGUCACCACUGACAUGUCUGCCAACCUGGGCAUUCCACUCAAUCAUGCUUCGUUGUCCCCUGAUCAGAAGACGAUCGUCGCUUGUGGUGACAACUCUGACUUCUUUGUGCUGCAUCCGGAAGAGCUCCAUACUGGUGCUCGCCAACAAAUUUGCACUACCUUUGAUAAUGGCUUUUCCACUUCUUUCCACCCAAACGGGCUUGUGUUUGCAACAACAUUCCAGGAAGGUGUGGCGCUUGUUUACGACAUUCGGAAUAUUUCACAGCCGAUUCAUACGGUGUGGUCUACGCGGAGAAACGCUCAAAAUGGUGCCUUCAGAUGCUGCAAAUUCGCUGGUGGAACUGACGAUCUACUAUUCAUCUCUGAGCAUGUUGGUCGCGUUCACAUGGUGGACACCCGGGAUUUUGCCAACCACCAGGUGAUUAUGUUGCCGCAGCUUUUAAGAGGAAGUUCGCCUCUUUCCCAGCAAGGAAAAGAUGUCUACAAUGAAUCGUUGAUUCGACCAUUUGGCGAAGUUGUGGCAGAUUUCAACCAUUACACUAGGCAAACCGACGAUUUUGGACCCUCUAGAUCACGCUGGGGGGCUCGUCACUCAAUUUUGAACCAGGAACAACGCGUGAACAGACUUAUCACAGUUAGACUUCCGCCACGGGCUCAGCAGCAGGAUCCCGGGAGAUAUCGCACGCUAGCGCAGAGCCAAAGCCAGACGGCACCGGAUCAACGAGAGCCUUUCUCACACAUCACGGACAGAAAUCCGAACGCGUUCUUUGAGCUCUGUGACACAGAGCUGUCGGGUUUGGAGUGGCUGGAGACUCGCAGAGGCAGUUCUCUUGCUAUUGGCUGUUCUAAGGGGGUUAUCAAGUGGGACAUUGCUUGCUGGGGCCGGAAGUGUUUCCCUAGUUUUGGAGUCUGUUAA